AUGGAGUCUUACCUGGAAAUACAGCGUCGGAAGAUUCUCUCGGGCAAUGGACGCGGGUCGAGUUAUGGACAACAAUCUGUGGUUGCCGUCCGUGAACCUUCACGCUUGAGAGAUGUGUCCACCAAUGACGACUCGCGCCUGUGCGAGAUGGAGGAGCAGGUUCAGAAGCUAGCAGCGAGACUGGCGGCAGUGGAGGGCAAGGCAAGUGCGGCGAUCGUUACAAAAGACAAUGAGGCGGAGUUGAAGACACACACACGGACACAUCGCCGGAGCGGUUCGGGCUUGAGCACGAGUAGCAGAAUCAGCGCAGUGGAGCCUCCGAUACCAGAACUUGAUGAGGAAUCUGACGAGUCAUCCGGAUCAUCGAGCUUUCCCUUCCAUAUUGAUGCUGGUUCCGAUACUGCGCGUGUGGAAGAUGUGACACCGAAGCGACUUUGGGCCAUGUGGCAACAAUAUCGGUCGAACGUAGACCCAUUGAUCAAGAUUGUACACACUACUGCAGUUCAACACUUGUUCUUGGCCACCGAAGACGAAGCGAAAGACUUCAAGCCAGACGCUGAGAGCUUAAAAUUCGCCAUAUGCUUCGCAGCUGCAGCAAGUCUCGAGACACCGCCGGGACAAACGACAUCAUGCUUGACCAACAAAGCUCUGUUGCGCACUUAUGCAACGAAGGUGGAAGCCUCGCUCGUGAAAUCACAAUUCAUGACGGAGCCAACUGUGGCGGCAGUCCAAGCUCUUGCACUUUAUCUGAUCACUGGACAACGCUUUCUCGAUCGAGCAUAUGCUUGGUCACUACUGGCUAUUCUCGUGCGGAUAGCUAUGAAGCUCAAACUCAAUCAGGAUCCAGAUAGCCAAGGACUGACUUUCUUGGACUCCGAGUAUCGACGUCGAUUAUGGUGGCAUAUCUGUACGCUCGAUGCGCGUAUCGCGGAGCUCAACAACACUGACCCUCUCAUCUAUGAGCGCAGAUGCUCCGCGAGGUUUCCGAUUUCCAUACAAGAUGCCGACUUCGAGUCUGUCCAAGACGUCGACGCCAAGCGUAAUUCCUCCGAGCACAAUGCUGAUACUUUCGGCAAUCUGCUACGUUUCGAGAUCACAUAUUAUCUCCGAACGGUCCUUUUCUCCGAAGACUUCAUGGAAGAAAAUGGCUUUCCAAUACUGCCCGUUGACGGAAAGCUGUCAGUGAUCGAGUACCUCGAGAAGAUCUUGGAGGACAAGUAUCAUCGUGCUUGCGACUGCUCUUCCUCAACCUGCCGGCUAGCCAUUGCAUCAAGCAAGACUACAGUUGCGAGGCUCAAGCUGACGGCGAUCCUUCGCGAUCGAAAUCCACAAUUGAGCAGAGAUGAAAUGGACGAAGUUUUGACAAGCUCAGCUGUUAUCCUGGAGAAUUUGCGUGCCGUACGCGAAGACCCAAGUUUGUCUCGCUGGGCUUGGCUCACCACCCCUCAAGCUGAAUGGGAUGCUGCAGCCAUAUGUCUCUCUGCUCUGCUUCUAAUGCGCUCCAAGACGAAGGCCGUAACUCGCGCCUGGACAGCACUCACGUUGUUCUUCGUGGAGUGGAAGGAGAGCUCGUACGAUCCGGUAUUGUACAAGAAAUGGGUCCGCCUCGAAAGCUUGAAGAUGAAGGCGGAAGCGAUACAAUCUGCGCAAAGCAAUGGAGAGUCUGCGUCCUCGGGUACAUCAGGCGGCUACGUGCCUUACAAUCCUAACGCGUCCAAUCUUACUCCCAAGACCCCGACAAGUCUCACAGCGCCUUCGUCGCCAGCGACAAAUGGCGGUCCUUCGAGUCACAUCGGCAGCAUCUCCAGUAAGAGUUCUGCUUCCGUACGUAGCAGCACGUUCAGCGAAAUGGACUGGCCAUUCCCCAAGGAGGCUUUACAAGAGCACGCGGAGUUUGAUAUCAGAUCUUUCGCGCUCAUGAUCUGAAGCACACCAUGGAAUCAAAAGUUGGAGCUCUGCGAGUACCAGUCUGGAAGCACACAAU
This is a messenger RNA of Cercospora beticola, 1984 nucleotides long. RefSeq names its product fungal specific transcription factor domain-containing protein. The record is from RefSeq and is a predicted model, not a curated record. NCBI's taxonomy places the organism in Eukaryota, Fungi, Ascomycota, Dothideomycetes, Mycosphaerellales, Mycosphaerellaceae. Gene Ontology annotation, biological process: DNA-templated transcription. Gene Ontology annotation, molecular function: DNA binding; zinc ion binding.